GUCAUGUCUAACAAUGCCUGCUUGGUUCCUACUUCCUUCUGGCUCACUGGCAUCCCAGGCCUGGAACCCCUGCACGUCUGGCUCUCCAUCCCCUUCAGCUCUAUGUAUCUAGUGGCUGUGGUGGGGAACGUGACCAUCCUGGCUGUGGUAAAGAUAGAGCGCAGCCUGCACCAGCCCAUGUACUACUUCCUGUGCAUGCUGGCUAUCAUUGACUUGAUCCUGUCUACAUCUACCAUGCCCAAGCUGCUAGCCAUCUUCUGGUUUGGGGCCCACAGCAUAGGCUGGGAGGCCUGCUUGGCCCAGAUGUUCUUCAUCCACUGUUUCGCCACUGUUGAGUCAGGUAUCUUUCUAGCCAUGGCCUUUGAUCGCUAUGUGGCCAUCUGUGACCCGCUGCACCAUACCACAGUGCUGACCAAUGGUGUGGUGAGUCAUUUGGGCAUGGCUGCCCUCCUGCGUGGAGUACUCUACAUUGGGCCCCUGCCCCUCAUGAUUCGUCUGAGACUGCCCCUUUACCGGACCCAGAUCAUUUCGCACUCGUACUGUGAACACAUGGCCGUGGUCACAUUAGCAUGUGGCGACACGGCUGUCAACAACUUGUAUGGAAUGGGGAUUGGCUUCUUGGUUCUCAUCCUUGAUUCAUUAGCCAUCACUGCUUCCUAUGUGAUGAUUCUCAGAGCUGUGAUGGGCUUGGCUACCCCGGAGGCAAGGCUUAAAACCCUAGGGACGUGUGGGUCUCACAUCUGCGCCAUCCUUGUCUUCUACAUUCCCAUCGCUGUCUCCUCUCUCACGCACCGCUUUGGUCAUCAUGUGCCUCCCCAUAUCCAUAUCCUUCUGGCCAACUUUUACCUCCUCAUUCCACCCAUCCUCAACCCAGUCGUUUAUGCUGUCCGCACCAAACAGAUUAGAGAGAGGCUUCUUCACAUUCUUAAGCCAGGGAUCCAACCCAAGUGA
Messenger RNA from Erinaceus europaeus (western European hedgehog), 951 nucleotides. RefSeq names its product olfactory receptor 52M1-like. NCBI's taxonomy places the organism in Eukaryota, Metazoa, Chordata, Mammalia, Eulipotyphla, Erinaceidae. Gene Ontology annotation, biological process: G protein-coupled receptor signaling pathway. The record is from RefSeq and is a predicted model, not a curated record. Gene Ontology annotation, cellular component: membrane. The transcript has a single exon. Gene Ontology annotation, molecular function: G protein-coupled receptor activity; olfactory receptor activity. The coding region runs from base 4 to 951 and encodes 315 amino acids.